Molecule: messenger RNA, 2057 nt
Organism: Dunckerocampus dactyliophorus (ringed pipefish)
Lineage: Eukaryota; Metazoa; Chordata; Actinopteri; Syngnathiformes; Syngnathidae
Gene: hjurp
Exons: 9
Coding region: 74-1687 (537 amino acids)
Source: RefSeq, a predicted model, not a curated record
AACCUCAAAAGUUCCCGUUGCCUUAUUUGCCGCGUUGAGCACAUUUUAAUAAAUAACUGAUUUUAUUUGCAAAAUGGACGCAAAUGUAGAGCAACAAUUACACAUCAAUGGCCUUAUCUACAAAAAGUCUUUGGAUCGGAUUAUAGACAAGUAUUCAAAGCUUCAACAUCAAGACGCAGUAGAAGUGGACCUCAACGACACCAAUGUGGCAGCUCUGGGGCGCUACAUGAAGCUAUCAAAAAAGAAGAUAAAGAGUUUGGAAUCAAAGAGCCUGUCAAAUUCAAUAGAGGACGUUUUAGAGCCACAAGAGGAUACCGGGAGCACUAGGCUGGAGCUCAUGCAGCAAAACGGUGGUGAUGAUACUCAAAUAUUAGGUCAGCUGUGUGCAGAUGAUGACGGAAGUGUGCAUUCCCAGUUAGCGGUGAGCUCGCUGGACGACAGCCAGAGAAACCUCUCAGAGACGAACACCCUGCCCGAGGACCAGGACGAGCAGCUGGAGAUGAGCCUUAGAAGUGGAGGCAGCACGUUGUCCGAGCUCUACCCCGCCAUGAUAGAUAAAAUUGGGCGUGCCCAACAGCGGCAGCACGUCUCUGAGGUGGCGGAUGUGGUGCUGAGGAGGUACCGCAAGUGGCGACUGAUGUCAAACAGGAGCGGCCUCAACAACAGCCUCAAUGUGACAGUCAGGCAUGCCGCCAAGAACCACAGACGUACCACAACGAAGGAGAGCACUCAUAAAAGCAUGGAUGUAAGAGACAGAACCAAUCACGCCAGCUGGCAGCGCUCACCCAUGAGGGAGCCAAGAGAGAAGCCUAUCCUGGUGAUGAAUCUGUCUUGUAUUGAAUCUCCCAAACCAAAAAGGAUCCCCCUGAAUGAGACUUUCACGGUGAGAGAGCAGCUGGGCUCAUUCAGCCUCAGUCCUUCACGCUCCUCUGACAUGACACUCAGGUCCAAAAGGCUCUCGCUCUCUGCCAGCUUUCCUCCUGAAAGCAACGACGUCUGUGGCUCCCCAAUGAGGCAAAGUCCUUUAAAGACGAAGCUGAUCAGCCUCAGCAGGUCACCUCAGACCUUCUCCAGAAGCCCCAAGUUCUCCUGUGUGCUGGGCAGCCCCAGAAAGCCUGAAAAUUCCGUCUUGCUGGCCUCCCCGCUACGAAAGCCCCUCGUUCCCCAGAGGAUGCUCCACCCUGACUCCCGCCUGCGCUCCCCUCAGCCGCCCACCCCUAAGAGUCGGCGUCACCUGUCCUUCAACGCCUACCUGCAAUCAGGCCAAAUCACUUACUCCCAAAAGGACCUAGAUGAAGACUUCGCCAGACACUACCACAAGUUUGUGUGCCAGAACAAAUCUUUCAACGGGCCCUCCUGCCGGCUGUGCUCCAGGAGCUGCGAGGCCUCCCGGCAACACUCCUCAACGCUUGUGGCGCUGGCACUGUCCCCGCAACGAUUGGUGCUGAGGAAGCGCCACAGGGACCCAGUCUGGGAGAACCAGUCCCUGGCCAAGCGAUGGCAUCCCUACUCUCCGGGGUCCAAACGACACAGCAACGAGAUGCUAAGGCGCCGCCUCUGCACACCUGAUGCAGAAGCUUCCAAUUGGAGCAUGUUGAAUACUUACAGUGGCUGGGCGGAACCUUCCGGACUUGGAAGCCCGUGGAAGACAGAUAUGGCCGCAAGCUACUUUGAGAGAAAAUGGUGACAAGAUGUUGACCUCCUGCCUGAUAUCUCAUCAGUGACAACAGAUUUUGCGUCCUAAAUGUCAUUCACAAGGUUCAGUCUGCAUUUUGUAUGAAAGUUACAUUUAACCUGCAACCCUAGUGAGGAUAAGCGGCAUAGAAGAUGGAUAGAUGUUACAUUUAUAAACUGUCUUGUUUUUUUGUGUUGUAGUAGUAGGUAGACUGUUAGUGUUAGCAAACAUGACUGUAUGACUUGUGCUUUACUAAUGUGACUUAAUUUAAAUAAAAGCAUGUGAAUGCUUCUUCUGGAAGAUACACAGCAAAAGAAUGCUUCAUCAAACUUUAUUUGUGAUCAGUCUUUCAUGUUCAAAAUGAGAUGACAAAGAAAGUUAA